Messenger RNA from Episyrphus balteatus (marmalade hoverfly), 970 nucleotides. Its product is annotated as protein DR_1172. Lineage: Eukaryota; Metazoa; Arthropoda; Insecta; Diptera; Syrphidae. The transcript has 5 exons. The coding region runs from base 144 to 767 and encodes 207 amino acids. The record is from RefSeq and is a predicted model, not a curated record.
GCAACCUCAAAGUUCGUCACUUGCUUUAGUUAAUAUUGUAUCUCGCGUUGAAGACGUUGUGCUUUUUGUAUAUUCGUGUGCGACAAAAAAAACGUUUUUUUUUUUCGAAGUAUUUCUGAAAAAAUAUAUAAAAAUCUAACAAUAUGUUCAGUUCAUUCACAGCAUCAUUGAAGGGCCUUGGUGACAAAACCGCCAAUUUGUUCAGCAAGAAGAAGGAAGAAGCUGCUCAUUUGGCUGAAGAGAAGGCACAGGCUGCAGCAAAAUUAGCUGAAGAUCAAGCAUCGAAAGUUGGAUCAGCUAUUUCAUCAGCUGGAUCUGAAGUUGGAAAUUUUGCAUCAUCAACUGCAAGUGAAGCUGAAAAGGCUGUUGGCAGCGGAGUUCAGACAGCUAAUGCUGCUGUUGAAGGAACCGUCCAGACUGUUGGUAAUGUUGCUGGAAACACAAAAAGUGCUGCAGCUAAUAUUGCUGAUGUUUCUUCAAAGGCCGCAGCUAAUGCUGUAGAUCAGACCAAAAAAGCCGCAAAUGAAGCUAUCAACAAGAGUGUUAAGGCUGGUGAACAAGUGAUCGACGCUGCUGAAAAGAAAGUCGAUGAAGCAGUCAAAACAGCCAGCAGCACAGUGGAUCAAAAAAUGAACGAAGCUAAUCAAUUUGCCGACCAAAAGCGUGAAGGACUCGAAAAGGCAAUCCACGAUACAACAGCCAAAGUAACUGACUCAGCUGGAAACGCCACAGCAAAUCUGAUGGGCAAGCUUAACUUGGGAAAUUAAACCCAAACAAAGAAGCUGAUUUUAGAAUUAAUUUGUUUUAAUUUUUAAGAAUAAAAACGAAAAAAGAAUAAGAAAAUGAAAACUGUUUUGCAAAAAAAAAAACUAAAAUUCUGUCCCUAAGAGAGAAAAAUAUAAUUAAAAAAAAAAAAAUAAAACGCUUAAGUCACUGUCCAAGAAGUUAUGAUGUCCUUAUCGAUGUGGAA